AUGUAUACUAGUGGCGUUGCUAGUAUGAAGUAUGAUAUUAUAAAUAUUGUUAUGGGGAACAUAAUCGGCGGGAGUGGUAUGUGGCCGUCGGUUAUGUAGGUGUGGCUGGGGAUCCGGGUUGGUGGGGGACCACUAGACAGGGGAGGAGGGAGAAACGGGGAGGUGGCUGGGGGAUGGUAGGAACGGGGAGGAAGAGCCGCUGGGAGUGGGUGGGAAGGUAGAUUAUGAAGCGGGAGGUUAUCGUCUUUUCGGGUGUCUUUUACGAGGGGGAUUUCGCUGGGGAGAUGGGUCUCUUUGCGGCUCAUGGCUCUGUUUGAGAGCUUCAUUAGAUAGUUUUUCCAUUUUAGUGGAUGGGGUUCGAAAUUUGGGUUUAGCUCUCUUGUGGAAAGUGUUUCCGGGGUUUUAUUGAGUGUAGAGGCCGGCUUUGCAGGGCCCCAUUGGAAGGAGAAGUCCUACGAGGAUUGGACGGGGAUUUUGCUCUUUUUGGCCAAGUCUAGGGCGAUAGCGCUCAAGGAGUCUGAGAGAGAUUGUUUAGUGAUUGGUGGGGGCUCGGCCGAUAGGAUUUUCUCCUUCUACGAGAUGCCUAGCCAGGCUUCGACUGUACGGGGCACCAGGGAGCACUUUUGACCGGCCAUUUAGUCUUGGCUAAGCUUACCGGAUGGUAGUUUUUUUGCCUUGCCCCCUAGCAAACUAUGAAGUGGCCCUAGAACUUGGAGUCCUGGUGGGAACUCCAGCUUGUGAGUGGGCUCAUGAAGUCUAUUGAGUUCCACAUCGCCGGGGACCACUCGUAUCGGCUACCGGGAGGUGAGCGACCCGAUACCCCAACGGUAAAGGCCCGGUUCAGAGCCACUGUCCCGGCGCAUUCAGCUUCUAGCUCAGCGUGGUAG
This is a messenger RNA of Tuber aestivum (summer truffle), 887 nucleotides long. Lineage: Eukaryota; Fungi; Ascomycota; Pezizomycetes; Pezizales; Tuberaceae. The record is from the annotation of a GenBank genome assembly.